GCGAAGAGAUGGCACACAGUCUUCUAUACUCGGGAAUAUUAAAUAAAACAGUUUUAGCGAAUAAACGUCAUCCAGCCACAGCCCGGAUGUGACGUACGAAGACACCUUAUUUAUACCAGCGGAAGACGAGGUCGUCCUACAGAUAGACACGUGUGUGGCUUGUGUGCAUUACGGGUCAGCUUCAGUCCCAAAAACAAGAGCGUGUUGGAUUUUUUUGGGGAUCCAGCGCCGUUUUUUUUUCAGAAACCUGAGCUUUUUGCGACAUUUAAUGUCUUUAGGUGUCGUAAAGACUAUAUUAGUUUGAGGCUCCAAGGAGACCAUCACUCACCGGACUGUGUGCGUACCGGCUCACCGUCUUGAAAAACUGGACUCUUACCCUUCCUUGCGCUAUGGCGGACUAUUUAAUCAGCGGACAGACGGGCUACGUGCCUGACGACGGUCUAACCGGACAGCAGCUCUUCAACUGCGGAGACGGCCUUACCUAUAAUGAUUUCCUUAUUCUGCCUGGAUACAUUGACUUCACAGCCGACCAAGUGGACCUGACAUCAGCACUGACCAAACAAAUCACAAUGAAAACUCCACUGGUCUCGUCACCCAUGGAUACAGUCACAGAGUCUGGCAUGGCCAUUGCUAUGGCGCUGACUGGCGGGAUUGGUUUUAUUCAUCAUAACUGCACACCAGAGUUCCAGGCUAAUGAAGUCCGUAAAGUCAAGAGGUACGAGCAGGGUUUCAUUACGGAUCCAGUGGUGAUGAGUCCUAACGAGCGUGUAAGGGACGUAUUUCAGGCAAAAGCUCGGCAUGGAUUCUGUGGGAUCCCGAUCACUGACAGCGGACAGAUGGGCGGACGUCUGGUCGGCAUCAUUUCAUCACGAGAUAUCGACUUCCUUAAAGAGUCAGAGCAUGAUCUGCCUCUCAGUGAGGUAAUGACUAAAAGGGAAGACCUGGUUGUAGCUCCAGCAGGAGUGACACUGAAAGAGGCCAAUGAAAUCCUCCAGAGGAGCAAAAAAGGUAAGCUUCCUAUAGUAAACGAGGAGGGUUGUUUGGUGGCCAUCAUCGCUCGGACGGAUCUGAAGAAGAACCGAGAUUUCCCACUGGCCUCAAAGGACUCUCGUAAACAGCUGCUUUGUGGCGCGGCCAUCGGAACACACAAUGAUGACAAAUACAGACUCGACCUGCUGGUGCAGGCUGGUGUAGAUGUGGUUGUCCUGGACUCCUCCCAAGGAAAUUCCAUAUUUCAAAUUAAUAUGAUUAAGUACAUAAAAGAGAAAUAUCCUAACCUGCAAGUCAUCGGUGGCAAUGUGGUGACUGCGGCUCAGGCGAAGAAUUUGAUUGAUGCCGGUGCGGAUGCUCUCAGAGUGGGAAUGGGCAGCGGCUCCAUCUGUAUCACACAAGAAGCUCUGUUCCAAAACCUAGCAAAGAUUGAUCCAAAAGCGCCUCUCAGUAUUCCUCCUGGUUUAAAGCUCCACAGCCCCAAAACCCCAACUACUGUUACGGGAUACUCCAUGCUAGCAUGCGGGAGGCCACAGGCAACAGCUGUGUAUAAGGUGUCAGAAUAUGCUCGGCGGUUUGGCGUGCCUGUUAUCGCUGAUGGGGGGAUUCAGACAGUUGGUCAUAUUGCUAAAGCACUUGCUUUAGGAGCAUCUACAGUGAUGAUGGGGUCAUUGCUCGCAGCCACUUCUGAAGCUCCUGGUGAAUAUUUCUUUUCGGAUGGGAUCCGUCUGAAGAAGUACAGAGGGAUGGGCUCACUAGAUGCCAUGGAUAAGAACUUGGGCUCACAGAGCAGAUACUUCAGUGAGAGUGAUAAGAUUAAAGUAGCUCAGGGAGUUUCAGGGGCUGUUCAGGAUAAAGGCUCAAUCCAUAAGUUUGUUCCAUAUCUCCUCAUUGGCAUACAGCAUUCCUGCCAAGACAUCGGUGCAAAGAGCCUCACGCAGCUGAGAGCAAUGAUGUAUUCUGGUGAACUGAGGUUUGAAAAGAGGACAAUGUCGGCUCAGAUGGAGGGUGGAGUGCACAGCUUACACAGCUAUGAGAAGCGCCUGUUUUAAAGAAGACAUUACAGAUGCCAGUACAUGCAUAGUCAAACGCACAUAAAUCGUCAUUAAUGGACUUCCACACGUGCUUUUGCACAUACAAACACACUGAGAACCUCAGCUUCCUCUUUCUCGUCUUCCCAGCCGCCUUUCCUCUUAGUGAAGAGAGAAACCGUGUGUGAAUGUCUAAGAGCAUAUGCCAGUUUUGCGUGAAUGUGUGCGUUUGUGUGGUUGUGGGGAACGCAAGCCGUCUGCUGUUUGUAUCAGAUGCCUUACAUGUCAAAAAAGAUGUUUUUGAUUGUAAUCAUUUGACAUUUAAAUGGAAAAUAUACAUUUUUUGCCACAGUUAUUUGUCGUCUUGAUUAAUAAAAUAUACCUGCAUAUGCAUCAUUAUAAGCAAUAAACAGUCAACAUAUUUUCUGUUCAGAAAAGAAAA
Puntigrus tetrazona (Sumatra barb) is the source of this 2463-nucleotide messenger RNA. RefSeq names its product IMP (inosine 5'-monophosphate) dehydrogenase 2 (gene impdh2). The record is from RefSeq and is a predicted model, not a curated record. Gene Ontology annotation, biological process: GTP biosynthetic process. NCBI's taxonomy places the organism in Eukaryota, Metazoa, Chordata, Actinopteri, Cypriniformes, Cyprinidae. Gene Ontology annotation, molecular function: IMP dehydrogenase activity. The coding region runs from base 390 to 2042 and encodes 550 amino acids. The transcript is spliced from 16 exons. Gene Ontology annotation, cellular component: cytoplasm.